Molecule: messenger RNA, 696 nt
Organism: Naegleria gruberi
Lineage: Eukaryota; Heterolobosea; Eutetramitea; Acrasida; Naegleriidae
Exons: 1
Coding region: 1-696 (231 amino acids)
Biological process (GO): rRNA processing
Molecular function (GO): metalloendopeptidase activity
Source: RefSeq, a predicted model, not a curated record
AUGUCUUCAAAAGAAUUGAAAAAGUUAUUGAAAGGUCUUCCGAAAUUAAAAACACCAUCCAAAAAAUUACCCUUCGCAUCAUCAAGUAAUAAUAAAUUUAAUUUAUCGGAAUCUUCUAAAACAAAAGCUACUGUCGGUCAUAUCAGAGUUUCAGACAAAUUAAAGGAUUGUAUCUUUGAUUCAAUCAAAAUACGGAAUUUAACAAGGGAUAUAUUGAAAUUUACACCACAUAAAGAUUAUGGGGUGACAGUAUUAUUUUGUGGAAAUAAGUAUAUUACAUCUUUGAAUGAAAAGGAUAGAAAGAAGAAAGGCCCAACAGAUAUUCUCUCAUAUCCUGUUUAUUCUCCAGAUUUGGAUCAUAAUUUUGCAUUGAUGGAGAAGGAUGCUGCUUUUAAUGAUGAUUUGGCAAAAUUACUAGCUGAUGAACAUAAAAUCUUAAUGGAAGAGGAAAAGUUUUUAGGAGAUAUGGUCAUUUCUCAACCUUACAUUGUUGAUUAUUGUAAGGAAAAUAAUAUUUCAUUGGAUCAUCAUAUGGCUCUUUUAUUGACUCAUGGAAUUUUACACUUGAUGGGCUAUGAUCAUGAAACUGAUUCAGAUUAUGCAAUUAUGAAAGAAAAGGAAGACGAAAUAUUGAGUGGUUUAGAAAAGAAGUAUGGCAAAGAAGAAUGGAGUAAACUUAAAGUAACAAAAAGCUAA